Adineta steineri is the source of this 264-nucleotide messenger RNA. NCBI's taxonomy places the organism in Eukaryota, Metazoa, Rotifera, Eurotatoria, Adinetida, Adinetidae. The record is from the annotation of a GenBank genome assembly.
AUGGUUUGGUUUGAAAUUAUUCCAGCACUUGUUCUUACUGCAGGUCCACUUCUAGUUGUUGCUGCACCUGUUAUGUUUAUCAGCAAUUGGUAUUUUCUCAAUGGAAAAAAAUAUGGACCGAAAAAUAUGACGAAAGAUGAUCGAGAUUAUUACAUGUAUUUAAGAGAUCGACGUAUUACAGGAAAUGAAUAUUAUCCUCGUGGCGUCGAAGCGAUUGAUGAACGUCCUACAUUGGCCAAACUCCGUAACAUUUGGAAUAUGUAG